This is a messenger RNA of Marchantia polymorpha subsp. ruderalis, 2760 nucleotides long. Lineage: Eukaryota; Viridiplantae; Streptophyta; Marchantiopsida; Marchantiales; Marchantiaceae. The record is from the annotation of a GenBank genome assembly.
UAAGGGAGAAUCCAUGAAGAUGUGGGUUUGCUGUAUGAGAGCCUUGGCGUGAAACUUGUGUAAAACAAAUGGUGUCACUUGUUGAGAAACGUGAAUUUCUUGUGUCGUAGAGAACAAGAGGAAGGGCACCAUUUGAAUGCAAAACUCGCGGGAGAAGGGAUGUGAAACUAGCGAGCUGAACAAAAGCCAAGGAAAGGAAAGGAAAGCGGAAGGGAAAGAUAGACUGAGACGGAAAGAUGAACCGGCUUGCGAAGUCCGGACCGGGCAGCCAUCUUUCUACGAGAGCAGGCGUUCGCGGGCAUGAGAAAGGCCACCGGCUUGUCGUUGGUCUCGAGUGUUGAAGUUGCUCGGCGGUGGUUAUGUGCACUUUUCUCGCACUUUUCCUCGUCACCUCGACUCGUCCUGACACUUGUCGGUCCGAAGUGGCAAGCCAUGACUUCUCACACAUGGCGCGCCUGCCUGUGAGUCUUCUUCAGUUUCGCUGGCUUCCAGAUGACACCACAUUUUGCCGACGAAGAACGAACGCGUUUCUCCUCAAUUCCUCUCGCCAGCCCUCGAGUUUCAUCUCUGCCCUCAUAAGAAAUUUGCACAUAAAAAUUGCACACGUUCCAUUUUCCUCGUGUCGCAAAUUCUUAGCCUCUGAUAAAUUCCGCCGUAUGUCUGGUCGCAAUUUAAUAAACAUCCGUGUUGUUAAAAUCCCUCCCGGGAUCCGAGUUACAAGUUCCCGAGUUUGCUAAAAGGAACGGGUUGAUGAGCGCAGAGAGAUGGGGGCAGUUGCGGCGUGCGUCACGGCAACGUUGCAUUCGCAUGGGUUUCGAAGAAGAUCCGCGGAGGAGAAAUUGGCUGUGACGGAGACGACGAGGGACAGCCUCGUCGUUGCCGCCGGGACGCCUUCUGUUAGACGAUUGGAAAGCUCUUGCGCUUGCUCGUUCCCUCUUUCGGCGGUUGCGAGCUCUUUCAGGAGUAGAUUCGAGGGUAGAUUUGAUGAGUGGGGUAGGAAUUGGAAAGUUGCAACGCCGGUGCCUGAUCGAGCCGAAAGAGGGGGAAUUCAAGAAGUUGUCUCGGAGCAGAAAUUUGACACCAAGGUGUCUGCUGCAAGAGGAGGGAAAAUUAAAUGCGACCCUCUGCGAGUCGUUUUGUUCCAGGGCUUUAAUUGGGAGUCAUGGAAAUGCGGCAAGUGGUAUGAGGUUCUCCAGACGAAGGUGAAGGACCUGGCGGAUGCUCAAAUCACAGAUAUCUGGCUACCUCCUCCCAGUCAUUCCGUGGCCCCACAAGGGUAUAUGCCUGGGAGACUCUAUGACCUGAACUCCUCCAAGUAUGGAAAUGAGGAGCAGUUGAAGAGGUUGAUUGACGCCUUUCAUGCAGUAGGGAUCCGAGUCAUAGGGGACAUUGUCAUAAACCAUCGCUGCGGGGAUAAGCAAGAUUCGAGGGGAGUUUGGUGUAUAUUUGAAGGGGGUACUCCCGAUGAGAGAUUAGACUGGGGUGCAUGGGCGAUCACGAGUAGUGAUGGAGCUGGAGAUGGCUCCGGACAACCGGAUACCGGGGAGGAUUUUGGAGCUGCUCCUGAUAUCGACCACACGAACGAGCGAGUUCAACGAGAGCUAGCAGAAUGGUUGAACUGGCUCAAAAACGACAUCGGAUUUGAUGGCUGGAGGUAUGAUUUCGCCAAAGGGUACCAUGGCAAGUUUGUGGGCCUUUACAAUGAAAGGACCUCGCCUCUGUUUUCGGUUGGGGAGGUUUGGAGCACUAUGAACUAUGGAAAUAAUGGUCUGGAAUAUAAUCAAGACAAUCACAGACAAGGACUCGUCGAUUGGGUGAACGCCACGGGUGGGCGUUCAACAGCGUUUGACUUCACCACCAAGGGAAUUUUACAGGAUGCCUUGAGGGGACAGUUGUGGAGACUCAAAGAUCCUCGUGGUCAUCCACCAGGUUUGAUUGGAUAUAUGCCAGAAAAAUCUGUAACAUUCAUUGACAAUCAUGACACUGGCUCUACUCAAGGUCACUGGGCCUUCCCUUCGGACAAAGUCAUGCAAGGAUAUGUCUACAUUCUUACCCAUCCGGGAAUUCCCUGCAUAUUCUGGGAUCAUUAUUUCGAUUGGAAAAUACUGCAGUUUGGAAUCAAAGAGCUUAUAGAUGUGCGCAAACGCAAUGAUAUUCGAGCCAACAGCAAGCUUGACAUUUUGACGGCAGAGCAAGAUCUGUACGUGGCUAGAAUAGAUGACAGAUUGCUAGUGAAGAUUGGUCCCAGACUGGAAAUAGGGCAUCUGGCUCCGCCCUUGAAUGAAUGGAAUGUGGCCUCCCUUGGGGACGGGUAUAUAGUAUGGGAGAAGAAGUCGAAGUGAAAUCCAAUUUUGCAACAGGCGAAAUGAUCCUCUCUCCAACGACUUGUAAAGCAACAUGGUGCACCAUUUGAACUACGAAGGCAGGAGACACCAUUGCUUCCAGAAACAUGAGGUUAAACCGUCAAAGCUAGAGAAGAAAUAGAGCUCCACAUUGGAAGUGAUUUCCCUGCAAACAAGUGAAGAUUCCUGUAGGAUCCAAUUCAGCACCGCCUUUUAUACCUUAGUUGGAGUACAAAGGGGUACAAAGGGAACAAGUCAUUCGUAAAGAAGGGAGGGAUACUAUCAUUGGAACCGGCCCUUCGAAAGACAAGAAAUUGAUCUUUUACAAUUACAUUUUUAAAACAUUAUCUCACCCUUAUAAGGGUAAUUCGAUUGUUUCAGAGGUCAAGCUUGAACUUCAAAUCAAGAGAACUAUUCG